UGAUGAUGAUGAUGAUGAUGAUGUAGCAGCCUAUUUAAACCGUCUCUGUUCUGUUGCACUGAAGCAGGUGACAGUUGAUGUUUCUUACGUGACGGUGCGCGUGUUUCCGUGCGUGACAUCAGCUGCAGCCUGGGAACACUGCACGCGCUCUGUUGUCACCAACACGUAGUUCUCUGCAGGGGGCGGGAGUCUCUCUAUACAAGCGGCCCCGCACCGGGACUCCUGUGUAGUGCUCCCCACACACACACAUACACACACACACACACACAGGCACGCAGGCCGCCUGGCUGCCGGGCAGAAAUGUCCCGCUCACCGCCCCACACCGGGGGAGAGUCGCCCUCCUCCCCGGGGCAAUCAGUGGAGAACGGCCUGGAGGUGGAGGAGGAGGAGGAGGAAGGAGAUCUGGACGACGAGGCGGACGCUUCCCGCCUGGAGAGGUUCAUGAGAGACCGGAGGAGAGCGCAGUCCCUGCCCGCCUACCCGGCCGCGCUCCUGGACGGUGUCCCCGGGAGCAACGAGAGGAAGCGGGUGAAGUUCGCCGACUCCAUGGGCCUGAACCUGGCCAGUGUGAAGCACUUCAGCUCGCUGGAGGAGCCGCAGAUCCCGAACAAAGUUCUGUCCAGGCACAAGAGCUUCCCGCCACAGCAGCAGCAGGACCUACUGAACGACCUGUGCCAAAGCUUCAAGUCCAACCUGGACACGGACCGUCUGUUCGCGUGCUUCCCGGAGCCCCGGGACACGGAGCGCAGGGUCCGGCUGCUCCGCGUCUGCCUGGAGAAGGUCACCAUCACCCAGUUUGACCUGCGGGGGCAGAUCCGGGUCUUAACCGGCUGCACCGACAAGGAGGUCGGGGUAAGGUACACCUUCAACGACUGGCUGUCCCACGUGGACGCGCAGGCUCUGAACGUGGCCGCGGAUCAGCCGCAAUUUGUGGGUGAGCGGUUCAACUUCACCGUGUACACACCGCCCUUCAUGGACACCAGCUCGGCCGUGCACUUCGCCGUGUACCUGAGGAAUGAGGAGGGGGAGUUCUGGGACAACAACGAGGGGCAGAACUACACCCUCAGGUACCACUGCAUGCCCAGCACCGCGCCCUUCGUCAGCGCCGCUUUCCACGCCACCUGACCGGCUCUGCGUUGUGCGUAAAAAGCUCUCCAUCCGUGCGUAAAAAGUUGUCCAUCUGUGCGUAAAACGCUCUACAUCCGCUCCGAGUGCUGAAAGAAACGCAGUGACAUGCAGCUGCUGCAUCUGGUGAAUAAACACAUCAUCUGUGUGCUCCACGUGUUUCUGAAGGACAACAACACAAGACACAUUAUUGAUGUUUUUUUCUGAACCUCCAGUCGGAUCAAACGGACUCUCUCAUGACCCGUUAGUGACGUCAGCCUCCUGGAUGUUCUGAGCUUUAAUGGACAACGAUUACAAUCAGUAACACAAGUGUCUGUCUCACUGCUGCUUUAUCUGUUAUAAGAGGAUGUGUAUUCUUUUCAAAAUAAAAGCUGUGCAUGGCAAAUGGUUUGAUGUUUACUGGCUGCUCCAGGUGAGCGGCAGGUGCAGCUGUCACGUCUCUUUGUGCAGCCUUGUAGUGACAAAUGACGUCACCCGUGUUGAUGGUGCGUUUAAUAAGAAUCAGGAAUGUUAGCAGUGGGCGUGUCUUACGUCACUCAGGUGCGCUGCUCUGCCAC
Molecule: messenger RNA, 1682 nt
Organism: Seriola dumerili (greater amberjack)
Lineage: Eukaryota; Metazoa; Chordata; Actinopteri; Carangiformes; Carangidae
Gene: ppp1r3g
Product: protein phosphatase 1 regulatory subunit 3G
Exons: 2
Coding region: 301-1125 (274 amino acids)
Biological process (GO): regulation of glycogen biosynthetic process
Cellular component (GO): protein phosphatase type 1 complex
Molecular function (GO): glycogen binding; protein phosphatase 1 binding
Source: RefSeq, a predicted model, not a curated record